UUCCUGUUAGCUUCGGUAGCUACUGAUGCCGAGCUGGAAACACUCUUUGGAACGCAUCAAAUUUCACUUGGCAAAGUUCUGCGCUGUUUCUUACAAAGCUCCAGACCACAAAACUACAAGAAGAAGAACCACCAAAUAGAUGAAGACAUGCAACAGCCGUUGGUGAUUAAAGAAGACAUCCUACCUAAGCAGGAGGAUUGGAGUCCAAGUCAGGACCAAGAGGACUCUAAGCCUACAAACAUUAAAGUGGAACAGGAGGAACUCGGGAUAAAUCGAGAGGGAAAGCAGGUUCAUGGGUUGGGCAAGGAUGAUUUCACCAAGUUUCCUUUUACUGCUGUCCCUGUGAAAAGUGAAUAUGAAGAAAAACCACAGUUAUCACAGGUUCAUCAAUGCCAAAGUGAUGAGAAUACAGAGGUGGAGCUUCGAGACGGUGACUCAGUUGAACUCCAAACAUUGAAAACAGAACCUAAUGAAGAGGAUUGUGAAGGACCACAACUAGCCAGCAACUCUAAUCAGUGCAGCCGUUUACAACCAGAUACUGAUGGCAGAAGUUCUGACUUUUCUGAGACAGAUACUGAUGACAGUUGUGAAUGGCUGCAGAACAAGGAACUUCAAUUAGGUGUAAACUGUCUAAAAAGCACAGGUCAUAGCAGAUGUGAAAUGACUAUGGAACAGUUUCCAGGUUCUGAAUGUGGAAAAACUUUGGACCAUGUAAACUCCUCAGAGCAACUCAAGCCCAGUCAAGAAAAUAAGAAACCAUUUAGUUGCCGGGAGUGUGACAAAAGAUUUGGAUAUAAGAGUACUUUGAGAGCACACAUGAAAAAUCACACAGGAGAGAAACCGUUCAGCUGCAUUGAGUGUGGCAGACAGUUUGUACAGAAAGGCCGGCUGAACACACACAUGAAAACUCAUACGGGAGAGAAACCAUUUGCUUGCACUGAAUGUGGCAAGCGGUUUGGAGGAAAGCACAAUCUCAACAACCACAUGAAAAUUCAUACAGGAGAGAAACCAUUUGGCUGUUCUGAGUGUGAUAUGAGAUUUGGACACAAGGGUAAUCUGAAUGCACACAUGAGAAUUCAUACGGGAGAGAAACCAUUUGGCUGUUCGCAGUGUGGUGAAACAUUUACACUCAAGAACACGCUGAUUACACACAUGAGAACACAUACUGGAGAAAAACCAUUUGUCUGUUCUCAGUGUGGUGAAAAAUUUGGAAAAAAGACCCGACUGGAUACACACAUGAGAAGUCAUACAGGAGAAAAACCGUUUAGCUGUUCUCAUUGCAGUGAAAAUUUUGGAGAUAAGUGCCAUCUGAAUGCACAUAUGAGAAUUCAUACAGGAGAGAAACCAUUUGAGUGUUGUGAGUGCGGUGAGAGCUUUACAGAAAAGGCUGGUCUGAAAUCACACAUGAGAAUUCAUUCAGGAGAGAAACCAUUUGAGUGUUGUGACUGUGGUGAAAGAUUUAGACAUAAGAGCAGUCUAAAAAUGCACACGAGAAUUCAUACAGGAGAGAAACCAUUUAGUUGUCCAGAGUGUAGUGAAACAUUUACACAAAAGAGCAGCCUAAACACCCAUGUGAGAAUUCACACAGGAGAAAAACCAUUUAGAUGUUCUCAGUGUGGUAAAACAUAUCGAAGUAACAGUGGUCUGACAAAACACUUAAGAAGUCACCCAAGACAGAAACUGUUUAGCUCAUACAUGCAACAGCCAUUGGUAAUUAAAGAAGACAUCUUCCUUAAACAAGAAGAUUGGAGUCCAAGUCCAGACCAAGAGGACUCGGAGCCACCAAACAUUAAAGAGGAACAGGAGGAAUUCCGGAUAAAUCAAGAUGGAAAGCAGGUUCAUGUGUCGGGGGAGGAUGAUAUCACUAAGUUUCCUUUUACUGUUGUCUGUGUGAAAAGUGAAAAUGAAGACAAGAACACGGACUCUGAACUUGUAGGCAGUGACUUGGCUCAACACAAAACACUGAAAACAGAACCUAAUGAAGAUGAUUGUAAAGCACCACAACUAGCCAGCAAUUCCAAUCAGUGCGGCCGUUUACAACCAGAUACUGAUGGUAGAAGUUCUGACUUUUUUGAGACAGAUACUGAUGACAGUUGUGAAUGGCCGCAGAACACGGAAGCUCAGUCAGUUGUAAGCUAUGAUGGCAGACGUGAAUUGGCCAAUAAACAGUUUACAGGUUCUGAAUGUGGAAAAACUUUGGACCAUGUAGACUGCUCAAAGCAAGCCAAGAGCAUUCAAGAAAAGAAGAAACCCUUUCGCUGCUUUGAGUGUGGCAAACAGUUUUUAAAGAAAGUCCUCCUAAUCACACACAUUAGAAUUCAUACAGGAGAGAAACCAUUCGAGUGUCCUCAGUGUGGUGACGGCUUUACACAAAAAGCUGGUCUGAAAUCACACAUGAGAAUUCAUUCAGAUGAGAAACCAUUUGAGUGUUCUGAGUGUGGUGAAAGGUUUAGACAUAAGAAUAGUCUAAAAAUGCACACGAGAACUCACACAGGAGAAAAACCAUUUAGCUGUACGGAGUGUGGUGAAGCAUUUACACAAAAGAGCAGCCUGAACACGCACGUGAGAAUUCACACGGGAGAGAAACCAUUUAGCUGUUCUCAGUGUGGUAAAACGUAUCGAAGUCGUAGUGGUUUCACUAGACACUUAAGAAGUCACCCAAGACAAAAAACAGUUAGCUCAUAGACCUACAAAGGUAACUUGUCCAGUCAUGGUCUUUUUCAGUAAGGUCUGACUUCCAGUCAUUUCAGAAUGUGGUCGACUACUAAACAUGUUUCACUCCAAGUUGUCAGUCUAUUGCAAAGUUGACAAGACCUGGGUGAAUUUGGGGCCCCUAGUUUUCUAUUAAUCUAAGAAAAAUGGUCUAAUUAAUUUGUGGAAUGUUUGUGCUGCAAAACAUUUCUUCUGUGCUGCUUUCAUUUUAUUAAUUGUCACCAGCAGCAGGAAAUGAAGCAACAGAUUACAAAAGUUGACAUCUUAUGUGAAUUAGUAAGAUUUCAUGGAUGGCAUGUUUGCCAAAUAGCAGCGCUGCCAACAAUGAUUUUAAAUCUGUACAGAGUAUGUUUUAUGAUUUUUCUGUGUGCAAAAUCAAGCUAAUGUUGACAAAAUAUUGAAGUUGGUCAAGCAUGUCCACACGCCACUAUUCAAAUGCCCCUUUUCCCUCGUCCAUAGGACAUUUUAGACUUUAUUGAAGAAUGAUGAACAUAUCACUGCAGAGUUUUUUGCCCCACUCCCCAUCCGCGUUUUUUUUUUUUUAUUGCUCCUCUUAAAUUUAAAUACAUGAUUGAGGAAAGCUCACAGCUCCAUGUUGGGAUCUUCUCUCUCAUUCUCAGGUUUUUGGGGGUUUCUUGUCAAGUUUUAAAAUGUAAAGGGCCAUGUUAGUGCUGGUUUUUGACAGGUAUUACAGUCUGUACUUUGCAUAAAAUAUAUGAAUUAGUAUUUAGAAAUGUCAUUAUUUAUGUAUUUUAUUGGCACAAUUUUCUGCCACAACUCUGAAUGAGUAAGGUUUCUAUGGCUAUGACAAUUACUAUUAUGUCAUGAAACGUUGAUGUGCACUGCUUAUGGUUUAUUGCUCCCGGUGUGUAGUGAGGCCUUGUAUGGCAGCACCCUGACAUCGGGGUGAAUGUGAGGCAUAAUUGUAAAGCGCUUUGAGCGUCUGAUGCAGAUGGAAAAGCGUUAUAUAAAUGCUGUCCAUUUUAGAUCAGAGAAGGAUUUUCAUACAAGAAAAUGUUAUGAAUGAGGUUUGAUUCUGGGCUCAAUUCUCCCAUGUGUUGUCUGGAAAAUUAGCUGAAAUUUCAUGAUUUUUGUUUUUUAAAUAAAUUUUUUCUCCAGUUACACUACAUCAUGACAUACAGACAAAAGCUGAACUGUUCAGUUUCUCCAAUCACAAUCUCAGACUCCUGUAACAUCAGAGGUGUCUUGAUGGCUUCCCACACUAGUAUAUUUCUUGCAUUCAAUUUUUCAGAACUGCCUACUCCAGACAGCUUUACCAUAUUGUACAAUACUAUUUCUUUUUGGGUGAUGUAAAUAAAAGACAUUGUUUAGUGACUUGUACAUGUAUCCAUCGCCUGAUUUGUUUAAUGAAAAAUGGUUGUGAAAGUUAAUGUGUAUUGAAAAUAAUCCUUGCAUUUAGUUUCUUAGUUAUGGGGUGCUGCUGUGUAAUAAAUGUCUGUAAUUC
Messenger RNA from Thalassophryne amazonica, 4177 nucleotides. RefSeq names its product zinc finger protein 37-like. Bases 148 to 2685 code for a protein of 845 amino acids. The transcript is spliced from 3 exons. The record is from RefSeq and is a predicted model, not a curated record. Lineage: Eukaryota; Metazoa; Chordata; Actinopteri; Batrachoidiformes; Batrachoididae.